GGUGUAUUCUCUGUAAAUAGAGCAAUGUGACUAGUCCUGUCGUUGGCGUGAUUUGCCGAGGUUGAGUGGAACUUAAGCUUUUACGUGAUCUUAUAUUUCAAUAAAUCAAAAAAUCCGACCUCUCCCUCCCCCUCUCUAUCAAAGUAUCUCGAGGAAAAUCCAGCCAGCCUUGCCUCCGACUGCCAUUCUCCAACCCAACCCCCCCUCCGCCCUGCGGGGCUCUUCCCUUUACCUUUCUCGUCUCUUGGAUCGGUGGAGAUCCGGUGUCACCACCGUCCCCGCCUAAAUCAUUGAUGGUCCACAGUUGGUGUAGUCAAAAUCAUUGCCUCUGCCACCAUCGAUCUUGUCCUCCCGCAGCUAGCGUGAGUUGCAUCCUCCCUUCCGAUGGUCUAUCGAGCCACCGCCCUCUCCUCCCUUUCCACACCGACCCGCAAGGCGCUCACACCGCCCCUUUCCAACCAAAUCAAGCACAGAUCGGGGCUCCUACCCCCAACACGGUGCUCAGAGAACUCAGAUUCGGGGUGCAUGAUUCCAAUCUACCUGGAUCUGAGCAAAUCCUGAUGACUUAUGAUGGGUCAUGGGUGCAGGUCGGAAAAUUUUGGGUAAGGGUUCGGAUUGGGCCAUCUCCUAUUUAGGUCGGGUUGGGUCGGGUCAUUUCCGCGAGUGAGCAGAGGAUGUGUGGCCUGUUUGCAACGAAGAUGGUGAUAACGACCCCGUCGGUUGGCGCCCGAUCUCUCUCAGGCAAUGCAGACCCGAAUGAAAGAUGGUGUGGUGGCUUCCCAGCAUCCUGCAGUGCCUGUGAGGCAUUGCAGCACACCCACACGACCAUAAAUGAUGCGGCAUGGCAAAGACAACCCCCUCCAUCUACUCUCUAUCCGAUUGGCUCCUCCUCUCCAAUGGCGGUUCUUAUCUGCUCCUUCUCGCCAUUCCUGCUAUAGCAUCCACAAAUUUCACAUUCAAAGGAUUAAACACUAUUCUAAUUAAUAUUACUAUCUGCUUGGAAAAAUCGACCAUUCGUGGUUUUGCCCUUUUCUGCUGAUUUGUGACAAGUCUUAGCUCCCUGAAGAUAGUUGCUCGUUUGAACCGAUCAAAAUAGCUUAACUUGAUUUGAUUGUCUAGAUAGAUUAUCGCUGGUUUGAAACGAUCAAAUAGUUAGAUUGUUUUGAUUUUGACUAUUUAGAGAUUGGGCUGCUCAGGAAUGGUUGAUUGAUUAGAUUUAGAUGUUUGAUCUAUGAAGGGUUCCUACGCCAAGUACCGGUUCAAGUAUCCUAUUGGCUUUGCAGAAUCCUAUUGGCUUUGCUCGUUUGUUUUCACACAGUAGCAGACAUGAAUGGAAUCGAGCAGAAUAAUGAGCAUGAAAAAAUAUAAUUCUUUCUAAAGAUCCUACUAUGAAUGAUUUUAAAGUGCCACUUCCCUUAGCUCACCGCCGGCCGGUCAUCCACUCCCUCCAUCUUCAUCAUCUUCUGUUCUGUUUACGAGGUAUAGGAAUUGCAACAACAUAACAUAUGUUUUCUCUUUGUCGUCAAAUUCCAAACAAACGUGGAUAUAGAUCGGGUCAUGAUUUGGACCAUGUUCGGGCCAACCCGAAAACUAGUUUUGAACGCUUGAAAACCCGAGACCGUGACCCGAGACCACCGCUACCACCACCAUCGAGCCCCACCCAGGGGCCUCCCCUCCCUCUAUUUUCAGUUCACAGAUAAAUCCUCUCUCUCUCUCUCUCUCUCCCUCUGCCUCUCCCCCCCUCCGUCCCUCCUCCCCCCCCACCCAGCCGCGGGUCGAAGCUGUAGAAAUGGCGAGGGCCGCGUACAACCACCUCGUCCCCGCUCUGGCAGCAUUCCCGGUGAAGCCAUGCCUCUUCAGCACUCCCUCGUCCACUAGCAGCCUCCGCUUGCUGCCCAUGUUCAGACUCAACCGGAGAUUCUCCGCUUCCUCCAAAAUCAGCAUGAGCUUGAAAGCCGGCAUCGUUGGCCUCCCGAACGUCGGAAAGUCCACCCUCUUCAAUGCCGUCGUUGAGAAUGGAAAGGCUCAAGCUGCCAAUUUUCCCUUCUGCACAAUAGAGCCGAAUGUAGGAAUUGUUGCAGUACCCGAUCAGCGUCUCCAUGUCCUCUCUGAACUCAGUAAGUCUCAGCGAGCUGUUCCUGCCAACAUAGAAUUUGUGGACAUUGCCGGCCUUGUCAAAGGUGCCAGUCACGGGGAAGGGUUGGGUAAUAAGUUUUUGUCACAUAUCAGGGAGGUGGACUCCAUACUUCAGGUAGUACGGUGUUUUGAAGAUAAUGACAUUGUUCACGUGAACGGGAAAGUUGAUCCAAAAUCCGACAUUGAUGUGAUAAACUUGGAGCUUAUUUUCUCAGAUCUGGACCAGAUUCAGAAGAGAAUGGAGAAGCUAAAAAAGAGCAAGGGUAAGGAUUCGCAGUCAAAACUCAAGGAGGAUGCAGAAAAAUCUGCUUUAGAAAGAAUUGAGCAGGCACUCAUGGAUGGGAAACCUGCAAGAUCAGUAACAUUGACAGAUUUUGAGAAGGAUGUCAUAAAGCAUCUGUGCUUGCUUACGAUGAAACCGGUUAUAUAUGUGGCAAAUGUUGCAGAGUCUGAUCUGGCUGAACCUGAGAAUAAUCGUCAUGUGAAAGAGGUCAAGAAUCUUGCCUCAGAGUUGAAGUCGGGACUAGUAACAAUCUCGGCGCAGGUUGAAGCGGAACUUACUGAACUUCCAUCUGAAGAAAGAGAAGAGUAUCUAAAAUCUCUAGGUGUAAAUGAUGGUGGCCUUGAAAAUCUGAUAAGAGCAACAUACGGCCUUUUAGGGCUGCGCACUUACUUCACUUCUGGCGAGAAGGAAACAAAAGCAUGGACUAUAUUGGUAGGAAUGACUGCCCCUCAAGCUGCUGGAGUUAUACACUCGGACUUCGAGAAAGGUUUUAUUCGGGCUGAGACGGUGGCUUAUGAUGAUUUUGUUGCUGCUGGAUCAUUUGCUGCUGCAAGGGAGAAAGGACUUCUUCGAUCUGAGGGUAAAGAUUACAUCGUUCAAGAGGGAGAUGUAAUGCUGUUCCGGUUCAAUGUAUGAAGCUGUAAACUCCAGAGGGCUGGAACCCAAGAAAAGAUUUUCGACUAUACAAGGGAUACGGUCGCAACAAUGAUACUGGAGAUUUUUGCAAGCCCAAAAGAAAGAUAUAGGAGUGGAUCUUUUGCUCAAUUUUGAUCAAGCAUUCUUUUACAUAGAAUCUUGUUUUCUGAGGCAAAUAUAUAUAUUUGCUUUUCUUUAAUUAUUUAUGGAAUUAUUAACAGGAUAAUUUGUUGAGACAUUUGAGAAACUGUGCCUUAUUGUAUGAGUAAAUGAGCAUCAAAUUUCUUCUUUACCUUA
This is a messenger RNA of Punica granatum (pomegranate), 3352 nucleotides long. NCBI's taxonomy places the organism in Eukaryota, Viridiplantae, Streptophyta, Magnoliopsida, Myrtales, Lythraceae. The record is from RefSeq and is a predicted model, not a curated record.